Messenger RNA from Syngnathus typhle (broad-nosed pipefish), 1652 nucleotides. It is a transcript of the gene impdh1a, whose product is annotated as IMP (inosine 5'-monophosphate) dehydrogenase 1a. The record is from RefSeq and is a predicted model, not a curated record. The transcript has 14 exons. Gene Ontology annotation, molecular function: IMP dehydrogenase activity. NCBI's taxonomy places the organism in Eukaryota, Metazoa, Chordata, Actinopteri, Syngnathiformes, Syngnathidae. Gene Ontology annotation, biological process: GTP biosynthetic process. Gene Ontology annotation, cellular component: cytoplasm. The coding region runs from base 2 to 1543 and encodes 513 amino acids.
CAUGGCCGACUACUUGAUCUCCGGAGGCACAGGCUACGUUCCCGAGGACGGGUUGACGGCACAACAGCUCUUUGCCAUUGGGGAUGGGCUGACGUACAAUGACUUCUUGAUCUUGCCUGGUUUCAUUGAUUUUUCUUCUGAUGAGGUGGACCUAACCUCUGCAUUAACACGGAAGAUCACCCUGAAGACGCCUCUCAUUUCAUCUCCCAUGGAUACAGUCACAGAGUCAUCCAUGGCCAUUGCUAUGGCAUUGAUGGGAGGGAUUGGAAUCAUUCAUCAUAACUGUACAGCUGAGUUCCAGGCAAAUGAGGUGCGCAAAGUCAAGAAAUUUGAGCAGGGUUUCAUCACGGAUCCUGUGGUAAUGAGCCCAAGACACACGGUAGGCGAUGUUUUCGAGGCUAAGAUCCGCCACGGUUUCUCUGGCAUCCCUGUUACGGAGACCGGCAAGAUGGGAAGCAAGCUGGUGGGCAUCGUGACCUCCAGAGACAUUGACUUCCUGUCUGAGAAGGACCACGACAGACCCCUCGAGGAGGCGAUGACAAAAAGGGAGGAUCUCGUAGUCGCACCCGCUGGUGUCACGCUAAAAGAGGCUAAUGACAUUUUACAACGGAGCAAAAAAGGUAAGCUUCCAAUCGUCAAUGACAGUGACGAGCUGGUGGCCAUCAUCGCCCGGACUGACUUGAAGAAGAACAGAGACUACCCUCUGGCUUCCAAGGACUCCCGCAAGCAGCUGCUCUGCGGGGCAGCGAUCGGCACCAGGGAAGAUGACAAGUACAGACUGGACCUCCUCAUGCAGGCGGGGGUGGACGUGGUGGUCCUGGACUCCUCCCAGGGUAACUCUGUUUACCAAAUCAACAUGAUCAACUAUAUCAAACAAAAGUACUCUGAACUCCAGGUGGUUGGUGGGAACGUGGUGACAGCUGCUCAGGCUAAGAACCUUAUUGAUGCCGGUGUGGAUGCCCUCAGGGUGGGCAUGGGCUGCGGCUCCAUCUGCAUCACCCAGGAAGUCAUGGCCUGCGGGCGUCCCCAAGGCACAUCAGUGUACAAGGUUGCAGAAUAUGCCCGCCGCUUUGGAGUGCCCGUGAUUGCGGACGGGGGCAUUCAGACCGUUGGGCAUGUGGUCAAAGCGCUGGCUCUGGGAGCAUCCACAGUGAUGAUGGGCUCACUUCUUGCGGCGACCACAGAGGCUCCAGGAGAAUAUUUUUUUUCUGAUGGAGUGCGUUUGAAAAAGUACAGAGGAAUGGGCUCCUUGGAUGCCAUGGAGAAAAACAACAGUCAGAAACGCUACUUCAGCGAGGGAGACAAAGUGAAGGUGGCUCAAGGUGUGUCAGGGUCAGUCCAAGACAAAGGCUCCAUCCAGAAGUUUGUGCCGUACCUCAUUGCUGGCAUCCAGCAUGGCUGCCAGGACAUCGGAGCUAAAAGUUUGUCAAUUUUACGCUCGAUGAUGUAUUCUGGAGAGCUGAAGUUUGAGAAGAGAACAAUGUCUGCGCAGAUGGAAGGCGGAGUGCACGGCCUUCACUCUUAUGAGAAACGACUUUACUGAGGCUGGAGGAAAAGGAAACGCUCGCUCGGGACCGGAUGUGCCCACGCCGGCCCUGUUGAGCAGACGAACGACGCCCACGUGAAAAGACUAUUAAAGUCUCCCCUUCAUA